Messenger RNA from Camelina sativa (false flax), 488 nucleotides. Lineage: Eukaryota; Viridiplantae; Streptophyta; Magnoliopsida; Brassicales; Brassicaceae. The record is from RefSeq and is a predicted model, not a curated record.
AUGGAAUUGAAGAAUAUGGAAUCAGAGAAGGUUGGGGUCGGAGGUGAUGCGUAUCGGAGGAGAUCGAAUCGAUGGAGCUUGGCUACUAACAGGUUGAUCACAUCAAAGGAUCAUGCUUCUGUGCAGCUCAACAUUGGUCAUCUCGAUGCUGAUGGGGUGUAUACUGGUCAAUUCACUACAUUUGCUCUUUGCGGUUUUGUCCGUGCUCAGGGUGAUGCCGACAGUGGAGUCGACAGGCUAUGGCAGAAGAAGAAGGUUGAAGCCAAACAACAGUAAGACCAACAAGCUUUGUUUUCUAGUUUCUAGAUUUCUUUUUGAAAUCUAGAUGUGAACCUUUGUCUUCAUCACAAUCUUCAUCACAAUCUAUUUCUCUUCAUCAAAAUCUUCUCUUUUCACCUAUGUAACAUAUCCAUCAAAAGUUAAAUCAUGAUUCAUGAUGACUCUUAUUUAGUAUUCUCAACUACUAUAUCUCAAGUUUGAGUUUCAUA